This is a messenger RNA of Aspergillus saccharolyticus JOP 1030-1, 885 nucleotides long. Its product is annotated as N-acyl homoserine lactonase family protein. The transcript is spliced from 3 exons. The coding region runs from base 1 to 885 and encodes 294 amino acids. The record is from RefSeq and is a predicted model, not a curated record. Lineage: Eukaryota; Fungi; Ascomycota; Eurotiomycetes; Eurotiales; Aspergillaceae.
AUGUCCGCAAUUGAAAGUCAACUCUCUCAAGGCGCGGUCCCCCACGCGAUCUCCAAUGUCUGCCCCCUCGGCACCAAAUUCCACCUUUUAGAGGUGGGCUGGCUCGAAUGCGACAAGGGCUUCGUCGUCCGCGGCGGCAACACCAGCCUCAAAUCCACCGAGCACGCCUCCUUCGUCAACGAGCGCUGCGAGAUGCCCAUGUACUGCGUGCUGAUCGAUCACCCGCACGAAGGCUUAAUCCUCUGGGAAACGGGCAGUGGAAAAGACUACCCCGAGGUCUGGGGCCCGGUGGUGGCCGAUAUCUUCGCCCGCGUGCGCUACGAACCGCGCCACGAGUUGCGGGCUGCGGUCGAGGCCACGGGCAAUCGGAUUGAGGAUGUGCGGAAGAUCAUUAUCGGCCAUCUGCAUCUGGAUCAUGCGGGAGGGCUCGAUGAAUUCUUCGAUCGUACGGAUGUUGAGAUCUGGGUGCAUGAGAGGGAGUUGACGAAUGCGUUUUGGUCGGUCGCGACUGGGGCCGAUAGUGGAGUGUAUCUGGAGCAUUAUUUGAAGUUGUCUUUGAAUUGGAAGACGUUCAACGACCAAACGCUCGACUUCUGUCAGGGCAUCACUCUCCAUCAUCUGCCCGGGCACACCGACGGAUUGAUUGGAAUGCAGGUCAAUAUGCUGAACACUGGCACGUUUUUCUUCAUCAGUGAUCAUUGCCAUGUUAUUGAGAAUUGGCGCGAUGGGAUCCCUCAGGGCUGGCUGGCGCGGGAUCAUCCCUCCUGGUUCCGAAGCACUCAGCGGCUGAAGCAUCUGCAGCGCAUUACCAAGGGGCAAGUGAUCCCAGGCCAUGAUAAGGGGAUCUUCCUGGAGUUGCAGAAGCAGGCAGAUGUGUUUACUUGA